Molecule: messenger RNA, 2137 nt
Organism: Lineus longissimus
Lineage: Eukaryota; Metazoa; Nemertea; Pilidiophora; Heteronemertea; Lineidae
Product: tectonic-like complex member MKS1
Exons: 17
Coding region: 3-1742 (579 amino acids)
Biological process (GO): cilium assembly
Cellular component (GO): MKS complex
Source: RefSeq, a predicted model, not a curated record
AAAUGGCCGACCUGUACGACCCUGACUACGGGACCGCAUAUUAUCGGUCCCGGGAUCCCGUCAAAAACAUAAGAAUUCGGGUGAAUUUAGAACGGGUGACCUCAGCAAGUAUGGUGCCACAGGCUGCCACUGACCAAGGUGGACUACAGGAUUUUGGUGCUCUUGACUUUGGUGGCAAGAAAGAUGGUGAGAUAUAUGUGUUCGAAUGGCAAGAGAAAGUUUUCAGUGAGAGAGAAGUUAUCUUGUAUACUGAUGAAGCCAAUUGUCCUGGUGUACUGGAGAGAAAAUAUAACAAAGAAGUCAAAAAUCUUAGGAGCAAGAGACCAACAAAGCGAUUGUUUACUUAUACAGACCAUGACACUUUCACAGCUCAAGAACAGAUGAUUCCCAAGAUGACUACAUCAGUUAGUGAUGAGCAGUCAGCUCUUGCUAAGAAAGUUACCACAGUGCGAAAGAGAAAAAACUUUGGCAGAGGGCGGGACAGUGAUAAGGCUCCUAUUCCCAAGACAAAUCUGAUUGAUUCUGACCCUAGUGAAGAAAAGAAGCUGAAAACCCACAUUGUGAAUCGACCGGUCAAAACCAUGUAUAUUAUGGCCGACGUUAGCCCAGAAGAUGCCGUAGCAACAGAAGAUGAUGAAGCUAUUCUAUGCACAAUUCAGGUGGACAACAGUGGUGUAGUCAGUGUCAGUCCUGACUUCAACCGUGGAAGAAAGGCAUAUCGAGUGGAAACACAGAGCCUAGGAAAAGAUGCGUUUGAAUACACCGUAGAUCAUGUGUCAAGAACAAUGAAUCGUCAAGAACAGAAUCGUGAAAUAAAGAUGUUUCGUGAGUUGUACACAAGACAUACAGAUUUCCUUCAAUCAGUUGUUGGAAAUGAGUUUGAAAUGCCUCCACCAGAUGUUCUGAGGGUGCUAGUAUAUGGCGAAAUAUUGUCUGCCAAGAAUUUUGAAUAUGACGACCUUUACAUCCAUUACUUUUGUGAUCUACCCAGAAACUGGUAUGCAGCAGGAACUGAACAGCUCUCUGGGGUUACACAUACCUGUACCACAAAGAUUGAAGGCAGGGACAAUAUUGCAUUCUUUAGUUUCCCAUUCUACUUUGAACUCUUCUACAAGAACGACACAGUGAACCCACUGAACAGAGAUCUGAUGCCAACAUGGCCGACCUUCUACAUGGAGGUCUUGUCCAUUGACAACUGGCAGAGGUAUAGGACAGAAGGCUAUGCUUAUCAGCAGGUGCCCUCAAGCCCAGGGAGAAGCUUUCAUAAAAUCAACUGCUGGCGACCAGUAGGAAAUUCCGUCAUACCUGAGUUGAGGCGGUUCUUUAUUGGAGGCUCACCAGAACUAGAGGACCCAACUUACGCAUCCACACCAACAGGUCAUAAUGAUACGUUGAUGAGCAAGUAUGGAUUCAAGACAGAAUCUACGGGAGAAGUGACCAUCCGCAUGCAUUCCAUCCAACAGUCCCGAGCAAAUGUUGACAAGAGCUUGUCCAAGAAGAAAGUUGGAUCGCUCAUCGACAGACUUGGUGGCCAAGCAACGCAAAACAGUAUCAUGGGCGUGAUAGAUGCCUUCAAGAAGGCAAGGGAAAAGAUGAUGGCCACACGUGAGAGUUUGCAGUAUCUUAAAGAGUUGAAGUUAGAUGAUGAGGAUAAAGACAUUGAUGAGCAAGAGAAUGCCAUGAACGAUGCUAGAGAUUCAACACUGCUUAUUGGUACUGUUGGUGCAGGGGAAAACGCAUAAGGCAGUUGUUGUGUCAUGAACUUUCUGUCAGUUGGCCUACAUGUACUUUCUCACCAGAGCUUUUUCAAUAUCUCAAUGAAGCACAGAUGAAAAAUGGGAAUCUUUUGAUGUUGGGUAUUCACUUUUCAGAUAGGUGAUGUAAAAUGAUUGCAUUGUAUCGUGCCAAAAAAAUGGAGUUAGUCAUUAUGAGAAAGUCAUGUGAAAUGUACUCUCAUCAAUAGUAAAUAUGUUCAGUGCAGAAUGUUAUUUCUUACCGUAUAUUCAUAUACAAUUAGUUUGUAAAUAAAAAUUGCCCAGGAAUGUAGAAUUUAGCUUUUCCAUGUACAGUCUGUAUCAUGUUUAUCAUGUCGUACCAAAUGUACCUGUAAUGUGAUAUGUUUACUAAAUAAAUACAU